Molecule: messenger RNA, 1645 nt
Organism: Durio zibethinus
Lineage: Eukaryota; Viridiplantae; Streptophyta; Magnoliopsida; Malvales; Malvaceae
Biological process (GO): protein transport
Source: RefSeq, a predicted model, not a curated record
UCAAAUCUUCCCGGAGUUUUCUGGAGAAAAGAAAAAAAAGAAAAAAAAAAAUGAAGCCCCACAAAUUGACCAAACUCGUUUGGCUCAUUCAAAACAUAGAAAUUGAAAUUAAAGUUGUAUGCUAAGUCCAAUACUUGCUUGGCCGACAUUUAUUGCAAGACAUCAUAGCAAUCCACCAAGUUCUCAUUUAUAAGCAAAUUUUCUGCUUCCAACUUCCUUAUUGUGAGGUUGUUCAGGAAUAUUUGGAAGAAACAGAAAGCAGGGAAGGGCAGAAACAUGGGUAGAAAAUUGGAUGCUUUGCUUGGAAGAAACUUCAAGACCUCCAAGUUCAGAACUCUUGCUAAACUUGCUACCUCAAGGACUGGUAUCCUGAAGAACCAGCAUCAAGUCAAGUAUUCCCAUGCCAGGUCUGAUGUAAUUGAACUCCUCAACCUUGGUCACCAAGAACAAGCCCUUCUUCGGGUAGAGCAUGUGAUCAAAGAACAGAAUAUGGUGGAUGUAUUCACCAUAAUGGAAAGCUAUUGUCAUCUCUUGAUAGAGAGAGUCAUGCUCAUUCAAAACAACAGGGAAUGUCCUGAUGAGCUUAAGGAGGCAACAUCAAGCUUGAUAUUUGCAUCAUCAAGAUGUGCAGAAUUCCCAGAGCUUCUUCACAUUCGUGGGAUUUUAUCAUCAACUUUUGGGAAAGAAUUUGUUGCUCGUGCUGUUGAAUUACGGAACAAUUGCUGUGUACAUCCUAAGAUAAUACAGAAGCUUUCAACACGACAACCAAGCUUGGAAAGCAAAUUGAAAGUGCUCAAGGAGAUUGCCUCCGAGGGGGGUAUUACCUUGCAUUUGGAGGCAGUGGUUGUAGAGGAGAAAUUGGAUGUCAAUGAGAAGCAGAAUCAAUCCGUUGCUAGUGUAUCUGCAAAAUUGGAUGAUCCUGAGCAUAAAGAUACUGCUUAUGAUUGGCCUAGAGAAAUAAACCUAAAUGAAAACUUCUCUGAGUCAAUAGAAGCAAGGAAAAAGUACAGAGAUGUAGCUGCAGCUGCUCAAGAGGCUUUUGAAUCAGCAGCUUAUGCAGCAGCAGCUGCAAGAGCAGCUGUUGAACUCUCUAGAACUCAACCUCAAGAUUUUGAUCCAUAUGAUUAAAGUCGUUAGAGUAAUAAAAAGAGAGGCUCCAGCCAUACCUGAUCCAAUAAUACCUGGUUAAUUUUCCAUUGCUGGGACAUGCAGUUUCAAAGGGAAUUGAGCAUUCAAAUAAUGCAUUAGGAUUUGAAAAGGAUCCUUCCUUUUGACAAUCUAGUUCCGAAUCAGAGGGUGAAGAUGGGGAAAAUUCUAACAAUGACCCUGACCUGAAUGAAAUUGAAGAGACCGAACAGAAAUUACGGAUGAGUUCAGAUUCUGAUGUAUCCAUUUCAGCUGAGAAGGAACUGUCUUUGGACCUAUUGAGACAGUAAAGAUUUGGGUGAUGAAUUAUCUAUUGACAUUGCUGAUAGGGAGAAGGAAAAGGAGGAGACACUAUGGCCAAAUCCCAUGACUUGAGCUCUCAUUUAAUUACAUGAAAUAAGCAUCCAAGAAAUCGGAUGCAUCUAUGUUCUUAUUGUGCCUUUUUUUAAAUGCCUAUAUGCCUUUUACCUUCAUAAGCAAAAGUAAAAAGAAAAAGUAA